AUGGCGUCUUCUUUCUGGUCACAAUGGUGCAACAUUGGCUAUGGAGGUGCUAGACUCUUUGUCUCUUUUGCGGUUAUUGCUGUGGGUGCAAUCUCAUGGCACAUAUUGAGGAAGGAAAGUCUUGCAUUGCCACCAGGUCCUCGAGGCAUGCCUGUACUAGGCAACCUCCCAUUUCUACAUCCUGAGCUUCACAGCUGCUUUGCUAAAAUGGCUCAAAAAUAUGUCCCGGUGAUGAGGCUUUGGCUCAGUAACAAGCUUACUGUUGUACUGAGCUCACCCUCUCUGGAAAAGGAGGUUCUUCGAGACAACGAUGCUAUUUUCGUGGACCGUGGCACGCCAAUUGCAAUGCUAACGAUGACAUAUGGUGGCUCCGGGUUGAUAUGGGCACGGUGUGACCAAAAUUGGCGCAUGCUUCGGAAGGUUUGGGUAGGGGAGAUGCUAAGCAAAGUGAGUCUUGACAGGCUUUAUGCUCUUUGA
Messenger RNA from Vitis riparia (riverbank grape), 477 nucleotides. Its product is annotated as cytochrome P450 98A2-like. NCBI's taxonomy places the organism in Eukaryota, Viridiplantae, Streptophyta, Magnoliopsida, Vitales, Vitaceae. The transcript has a single exon. The record is from RefSeq and is a predicted model, not a curated record. Gene Ontology annotation, molecular function: iron ion binding; monooxygenase activity; oxidoreductase activity, acting on paired donors, with incorporation or reduction of molecular oxygen. The coding region runs from base 1 to 477 and encodes 158 amino acids.